CAGGUAGUUAAAGAAAAUUGUUUAAUAUACAUAAGAAAAAAUAUCAAAACCUCAUGCAAGGAAUUUGAAUGACUCUUUUUAAAUACCCACGUUUGUGUGGACAUGGCCGAAAGCGGCAGCAAAGACUACAAGCUUUUGUUCCACAGGCGACAAGGUCCAACCAAAGAACGUAGCCGCGCAAAUGCCCUGCGGACUUUAGCCGUUGUUCGCCAUCUUCGAAGUGUCCACGCUGAACUGAAAUUCCACCGAAGGGAUCUGCGGCUGACCUCUGGGAGCCCCAGCGGGACGGGGGGAAGCGGGUGCACCUUUGCGCAGAGGCAGCCUCGGCGCCCGAGAGGCUCCUCUGGGUGCACAAAGGCAGCGGCUCGCAGUUGCAACUUCGCUCGGGAGGAGUGAACCGGCCGCACCGAACACGCUCCGGAUCUGCCAAAUCGGCUCGUCUAGCUCCCUCGAACACACCAGCCGGCAGCCCCCAUCCGGGAGAUACACGGUGAGCGUACUGGCAGUGAACGUGGCGUCUCAGCACCAUGGUGAAGACAAAGUCAUCUGGGAGGAAGAGCUCUCACUCUGUUCGCCAAGAGCCGGCGACGGAGGAAAGUCCACAUAGUCCAAACACCCAACACUCCCCGCCGUCGAACUGCUCCUCAGACCACCUCUGCUCUCCCGCUCCCACCGAGGCGCCAGCUAAAAAUCUCCAAGAAGCCCCAGUGGACGCCCAGGAAAAGGGCGACUGCUCUCCCCAAGCCAAGCCCCUGUGGCGACCCAUCCCCCCUCUGCUGCCAGAGCCUGACAGGGGGGCUGUCCCCGACACCCAGGACCAGAGCUGCCAGACCGAGGAGUGGCUGCACCAGACUACCGGUGGUGCUCAUAACACAGGUCACUGUGUGGAGCCCGGAGACCCUCCUGUACUCCAGCAGCCCCUGCACACCUCCAAAUCUGGAAUUCACCAGAUCAUUGAAUGCUUUCGUUCAGGCACCAGCCAGCUGAGGCACAUGCUGCUGAGGGAGGUGGACACUAUCUUUGAGUGUAAAGUGUGUCGAAGUCUCUUCCGAGGCCUGCCCAACCUCAUCACGCACAAAGAGUACUACUGCCUGUCACGGCUGCCCGAGUACGAUGGCGAUGACCGACAGAGCAUAGCCCUUCAGGAUUUGACGGACAUCAUCUAUCACAGAGGGGACCGACCGGACUACGUGGUGCGACUGGAGCCCAUCCAGACCACCAGCAAGGCCGUGUACCAGUAUCUCACCACAGAGGAGGAGAUGGCUCGGUAUCCGUCACGAGCGCCCAGUGCCAGGGAUAGUCCGGUCGCAUGGGAAGGAGAGCCGAGGGAGGCUGAAAACAACCAGACCGGCCAGCCCCGUGGUCCAGAGAGCCCAGCGCACAGCCAGCACAGCCAGGGCCGGAAGAAGUGGGAUGCAGAAGAGCUGGAGGCUAAAGAAGAGGCACCACAGCCUGAGGACGAGGAAUCCACAAGUGGGGUGGAGGACGUGACGAUCUCGUGCUGUCUGUGCGGUCAGGACUUCAACUCGCGUCGCAGCAUCCGACGUCACUGUCGCAAAAUGCACAAGACCAAACUGGAGGAGCUCCGCAAGUACACCGAGACACGGACGGUCCCGACCAGCCUGCUCUCCAUGGUGAAAGGUAGGCCACAGUCACUGAACACACCACCCGGAAAGUCGUGCCCCGUGUGCCACAAAGUGUUUGCCACCAAAACCAACGUGCGCCGCCACUUCGAUGAGGUGCACCGCGGCCUGCGGCGGGACGCCAUCACCCCCGCCAUCGCCUCGAGGCCCGGCCAGCCCCUGUCUCUUGAGGCCACCCCUCCCAGGAAGGGGAACAGCGCCUCGCCUCCGCGAGGCAGCGGCUCCAAGUCCGCCCCCGUCAACGCCAGAGCGGCGCUCCCCAACCAGAACCGCGCGAAGCCUCCGAGUCAAACUCCGGCCUCUCCGCAGGCGGCGACCCAGGCGCCGAGCCGCUGUUCGCUGUGCAAGAGGAGCUACAGCUCCCAGCUCAUGUUAAAGAGACACAUGCGCAUCGUCCACAAGAUUUACAGCGUCAAAAGUAAUCGAUCGGUGAUUACGUUAACCUCUCCGCAAACUCCACCGGCGACCUCCACCAACAGCAGCAGCAGCAGAGUUCCACCGAGCGACAGUGUCCAAGUCAAAGAGGAAGCGGUUGAACCCUCAGAGGACGAGCAAGACAAGGACAGGGACCUAAGUCCGCCCGCAUCUCCUGCUCACAGCACCGGGUCGACUAAAAGUGCCUCCGUUGCCCCCAGCGCCCUGAAAGUGAAGGAAGAGGAGACCCCGUGCACCCCAAGGGCAGCAGUCAGCGUGCCCGCCGUGAGUCAGGCGGCCAAAAGCAAACUGUCGGUGGGCUUCGACUUCAAGCAGCUCUUCUGCAAGCUCUGCAAGCGACAGUUCAGCUCGCGUCAGAACCUGUCCAAGCACAUCGAGCUGCACAUGGACGGCAACGACAUCUUCAUCAAGUUCUACCGCUGCCCACUGUGCCGCUACGAGUCGCGCCGCAAGCGGGACGUCCUGCGCCACGUCACGGUGGUGCACAAGAAGUCGUCGCCCUACCUGGCCAAGAUUAUGCCCAAACUGGAGAGCCGGGCGGUGAAGAGGCUCGCCGAGGCCGUCCUCAACAACGCCAACCCCAAGAGAACGGGCGGCGGCAAGGGGGAAGUGAACGGGCGCCACCCGUCGACCGCGUCCUCGCCUUGUCCCUCGCCUCCCGUCACCCGCAAGCAAGACGGCGCCGCGUCGGCGGCAUCGGCACAGCCUCCCGCCUCCGCUCGGAAAACGCAGGAGCUGUCAUCACAGACUCCCGCCCCCUCGCCGCCCGUCACACGGAAGCAAGAGAGGCAACAGGCCCACCAGCCUCGGCCCAUCAGCCCCCCGAUGACGCGGCGCAGCGACAAACACUCGCACCAGCGCAACCCGUCCUCCGCUUUGGCGGCACACACCCGCCGUCACGACCCGCCGUCUGAGAGCAGCGGCUCCGGAUCGUCCUCCACCGAAGUGCGAGUGACCAAGAACUUCUCCCUGCACGCCUGCGACCAGUGUGGGCGCGCCUUUGCAAAGAAGUUGUACCUGGAGUCUCACAAGCGAAGUCACCGCAAUGCGGUGACGGCGGCGGCCAGCAGGAGAAAAGGCGUCAGCACGCGCUCCAAGUCGUUGGUGUGGUGAAGAACAACAACAAACGCAGUGUAAGAACUUUUCUCGGGACACUUUUGCCUGUACUCCUCCAAACCUUUCCUUUCUUCCCCACCGCUCCCCCUGGCCUGCCCCUAGCCAGCCACAUUCACCACACAAAAAGCGUGAGUGUGUACUUGAGUUUGUGGCUUAAGAGGUGCGUUUGUGUGCGUUUUUUUUUUGUCCUGUGAAGAGCUGAGACGAAACGUCUACCAGCUGUGUUUCCUUUUAUGUUGAUGUGAAAUCUCGCUCUUUGUUUAACGCCUCCUUUUUAUCAUCCUGCGUUCUUCUCCCUGGCUGGCACAGUCAACGGGGCACAACGGACACCUCAGAAAGUUGAUUUAAAAUGUGGAAAAGUGGACCAACAACAUCCAGAAGAGCCACACUAAAAAAAAAAAAGAAAAUUCGGUCUGUCUGACUGAUGUAAAUCCAGAGGAAAGCUGCAUGUAGUGCACAAACUGUCCAGAAGAUGGUGCUCCUAUCCAUGAAAACCGCCGGGCAAUGGAGAUUGAGCUGUGUCGCCCCCCAACACCCCCCCCCCCCCCCCCCCCCCGCCCGCUUUUUUUUAGUAGACAAAGCACUAAUUCCAAACCCUAGUCAUAUUUCAUAAAUUAUAUAAAGUGUGUGUGUGUGUGUUAGACUUAAAGGGUCAGUGAAAGUCACAUUGUUUGAUAAUCGAUAACUUUUUAAUUGAGUUAGAAAUGAAAUGAAAAAUGUUAGUAAUACAGGGUAAAAGAAAAUCCCCCAAAGUGUGUUUUUGAGUUCUUGCCAAAUGACUGACAUAAUUUUUGUUUUGCGUUUUGAUUCCUUAAAUUUCUCCUUCACUUUUAUGUGCACCCUGUUUUACUUUACUGUUUUAGUUAAAUGUAGCUUUACCUGAGUUUAUUCUAGACUUUUGAACUGGACUCUUUACAGAUUGAAAUGCACAGUCUGUGUCCUAGACCAGGAACAAUAUCAAGUCCUAAGUUUUUGUUCCAUGAAUUGCUGGGAUGGAGUUGCGCUUAAAGGGCAUCUAUAUGAUUUAGGUAGGUGGUCGGGUAGUCUGUGAAACACUGGCGAUAUGAAGACCAAAUGUAAAUAAUGUUCAAACAGAAAAGCCAUGAAAUGGAACAAAAGCUGUAAACUUUAUUUUUUACAUGAAAUGUGUGGAACGAACUCGACGUUAGGAGAGGGGAAAUGUAUAAAUUAUUCUUCCUACAUGGACGCUGUUAAUAUUAGUUGAAAUAGUCACUGUAGGUCGCAUUGACAAGUUUGAGCAUUUUAUUUUGCGAGUGAUGUUAUGAGAGCGAAAACCUCAAGGUAUGGCAAUGACUAUUUUCUUUUUACGUAUUCAUCUUAAGUUGGAAAUCUUUCAAAUGUGACCAGAAUGUACAAACCACACACAAAUAAACAUUCAAACUUCUAA
Messenger RNA from Phyllopteryx taeniolatus (common seadragon), 4602 nucleotides. RefSeq names its product zinc finger protein 800b (gene znf800b). The transcript is spliced from 12 exons. The record is from RefSeq and is a predicted model, not a curated record. NCBI's taxonomy places the organism in Eukaryota, Metazoa, Chordata, Actinopteri, Syngnathiformes, Syngnathidae. Bases 528 to 3191 code for a protein of 887 amino acids.